ACUACUUUGUCAUUGUUUUGCCAAUCUUCUUUUAUUUGCAAAAAAAUCUAAGAUUGAUUUGCUUUUUAUAAUAAAUUUGUACAAAAAUGUAAUUUAGAAAGUGUAAAAUAUACACAAACCAUUGAAGAAUAAAAAUAACACCGAAUAUCGCAAAUUGUGAGUACAUAUUUGAAGAAUAGCUUAAUAAGAAAAUCGCCAAGUUGUCAGUUUUGAAAAGGGAAUGAAAAUAUUAAUGAAUUUUUCAUCUAACAAAAAACGUUUGACUACACAUAAGGAAUGAGGAGCUGCAUUCGUAAUUAAUAAAGAAUCUUAUAGUCACACCAUAGAACAAAGAUGUAUCUUUUCCAGAAUUAUCAACUUUUAUGGUAAAAGGACAAAAUGCCAUUUAAUUUUCUAAAAAAAUCACGGCAUUAUAAUGUCACUUCGAAAAGUUUAUUUGUAAUUUCAGUCCAUCAUCUUUUAGAUACUUCAACUACAGUUGAUUGUACUUUAAGUUCUGAAAGUACUGGACAAGAAUGUCUCGACAAUGUUUGCCAGCGCUUAUCGAUUAAUCAGCCUGAAUUUUUUGGUUUGCGUUAUCUAGUUAAAGGAACGAGAGAAGAUCUGCGAUGGGUUGAUUUAGAACGUCCACUGAGUAGGCAAUUAGAGAAAUAUGCCUCAGGUAGCAAGCUAUAUUUAAGAGUUCAGUUUUAUAUUAUAUCCGGAAUAAGUUUAUUAGAAGAUGAACAGUCUAGAUAUUAUUAUUUUCUGCAAUUGAAAAGUGAUGUGGUUGAAGGGCGACUAUCUUGUGAUGUUAAGCAAGCAGUUUUGCUAGCAUUGUAUUGCCGGCAAGCUGAAUAUGAUAGUUAUCAAAAAGAUAAAAACACUUUAGAAUACUUAAAGACACUCUUACCGUUUCCUGAACGUGUAAUUGAUGAAGGUUUGCAAGAAAAUUUGAUUGAAGAAAUCUUACAACAUCAUCCCGGUUUACAAAAUUUAACACAAAGUGCAGCUGAAGAAUGUUUCAUAACUGUUUGCCAACAAGUUGAUGGUUAUGGGCAAGAGAAAUUUUGGGUCAAAGACAAUCACGGAAAUGAAGUACAACUUGGACUUAGUAUAAAUGGAAUAGCUGUAAUAAAUCAAAAUAACUUAAAAUUUUAUCCAUGGCACGAAGUCAAAAAUGUCAUAAAUUUAAAGAGAACUUUCAAUAUUGAACAAGAAGGGAAAACAGUUGUAUCAUUCACAUUUCCAGAAGGCGAAACUGGAAGGUAUUUUUGGAGGUUAUGUGUUUUACAACAUUUGUUUUAUUCAAAGUAUGAAGUUAAUAGAACUUCAUCACCAUCGAUCCAACAACCACAACAACAUUUAACUCCACAUUCAGGCAUAAUAGGUGCAAAUGGCAAUUUUGCACAGCACCAACAAUUUAUUGCAACACAUUCAGCGAAUAAUUUGUUUCAUAAUUACUCAGAAGAAUGUAACGACAGUCAAGAAGAUUUAUUGAACGAACGUUUAUACUAUACAGGAAAUGUGGGAGAAUCACACCAAAUAGUAGAGAAAAAAAAUUCCCUAAUUUCUUCAAAUUUAUCUUUAUCUAACAGCCAAUAUUUACAACAACAGCAAUCACAGCAUCAGGUUGUACAGCAUACUCCACCCAGCGUCAUACACAGCCAUGCAAAUAUUUCAGCAGAAUAUCAAGCACAACCUCAAAUGCAUCAUUUUACGAAUCACGUAAAUGUUAAUGGUCCGGCGACUACGUUAUCAACUUCCCAAAUACUCGAUCAAAUGGAGUCUCGUGUUCAAAGCACAUCUUGUCUUGAUUUAAGCAAUAAUAAUUUUAACACAAACCAAGAUAAAGAAAGAUUAAAAGCAUUAUUGCCAACUUACCGUGCAGCACCAGAUUAUGAGACAGCAGUACAGCAGAAAUAUCAUACUAAUUCAAGUGAUGUUCAGAUGAUUCGAAUUCCGUCAACUGCUGGUUUAUAUACAUCAAGUGGAAGUCAACCUGACAUUCAUAACUUGCCAACGGUCCAGCAGCGGUUUCCUGAUAUAGUGUCACAAAAUUCUUGCUCGAUACCUCAAAAUCAUUCAAUUAAUACAAAUUUAUACACAAAUAUCGAUUUGCUUCAACGAAUGCAAAUGAUGCGAUUGAAACCUCCACCCCCAUAUGCUGCCAAUAGGCUUAGCUCCACAUCUACACCAGAUUUAGCAGUAGCAGCUAGUUUGCGUACAACACCGUUAGGUUAUCGUGGAAACGCUUAUGUAUCUGGCUCCAGUCCAGACCUUGUAUCAACCAGAACAUUUUUAAAUACUCAAUAUCCUACAUCUAUACAAUAUUCAUAUUUAAACUCUAUGGGUCAUUCACAACCAUAUUUACCUGGAGCGUACGACAAUUUAAAUAUGAUUGAAGAACAACCACAAGCUAUUUUCUUUCAAAUGAAAAAAACUGCUACAGCUAUUUCAUCAUAUGACCAGCAUUCAGCUGGUGUUCCGCAACCAAUUUAUCGCCAUUCAAAGAAUAAUUUGCAACAACAUCAAAAUGAAACCGCACCAAACAAUCUUUUACAUAAAUCUAACACUACUGGUUCCAUAGAACCUAUAUAUGAAAAUGUGCCAUUUCCAUAUAAUUCGAAUUCAUCUGUAAGUAAUAGUACUCAACAAAGCAAAUUUAAUAACAAUAGUGCAAAUAUUUCUUCUGAAAUGAGACAUCGAACAUCAAGUAUUCAGUCAGCACCUGGUGGAACUUCCGGGAUUAUUGAGGCUACAAACCCUAACGUUUUAGGAAAUAAUAACAGAAUACAAUCAAAUGAAAUGAUUCGUCAGCAACAUUCACAUCAGCUACCGCAAAAAUAUUUGUCAAAUGAAGAUAAGGCAAACCUGAGCCCAAGUUACUCGUUACAGAAAACCCAAGAUCCUCAACAUCAAUCGGACCAUUUAGUACAACAGACACAUCAUCAACAUCAAGCUCACCAACAAACUCAACCACAAUUUAGUAAUUUACACAUACCAGGAGUAACAUCCUCCACCGAUUAUUUAAACUUACAACUAAGCUCUGUAAAGUAUUCAAAAGAACAUUAUAAUAAUAACGCAACUGGUGUUGAAAUAUGUCAUUCGAAGCAUCAAUCACCAUCUUCAACCUUUUUGAAUUCAUCUGGUGUAUCAUUAUCAGUUACCAACAAUAAUUUCGAAUCACCGUCUUCUGCAAAUGUUACUACCAAUAUCAAAGAAAAACGUAGAAAAAGAUGGGGAAUUUUAGUUGGCCGCAGUAAUAAACAAGCAAAUUCGUCUUCCAUUACAGAAAAGAAAAGUGCAACAUUGGGUCGCGAAAAAACAAAACAUAAACACAAAGAAGAAUUAGAUCAAGAAGAAUCUAAUCUACGUCAUCGAUGGUCAACUGGUCUACCAAAACUACAACCUUUGUCAGCUUCUUUUAGCAAGGAUAAAUUGUGCCAGAUUUUAGAUGCAAAGUUAAACGACCCGCAACUCUUUAUUGAGUUUGAAGGGAUACUGAAAAGGCGGGAAAACGCUAGGUAUGAGUGCGCGCUUUUGGAAGAAAACAAAACAAAAAAUGCAGAUCCAAUGUUUUUACCCUAUGAUGAUAAUCGAGUAAGGAUAACUCCUACAAUGGAAAAUAGGCAUGGAUACGUUAAUGCUUCAUAUAUUUCGGCGACUGUUGGGGUAAAUCAACGAUUUUAUAUAUUGGGACAAUCUCCACAUAACAAUCAAACCACGCAAAUAUUUUGGCAAUGUGUUUGGGAGGCUGAUAUAUACUUCAUUGUGCAGUUAUCAGACGAAUUAAAUUAUAUUCCACCAGAUACCAAGAAGUCCGUUGACUGUGGUCAAUUUCAAAUAUAUCAAGAAUUUUCGCAACGAACCGAUAGGUGUACAACAAGCAAAUUGCGAAUAUAUCACCAACAAACGAAACGUCAAAGAUCUGUUUGGCAUUUAAAUUUUGCAGAUUGGGCCGAGCAGAGUUGCCCUCGCGAAGUUAAUAAUUUCUUAAAUUUCCUAGAAGAAUUAAGCUCAGUUAGAUCAGCUUCAAUAAAUGAGGUACCUCCUGGCCAUAAUUCUAAUCCUCCUGUAUUUAUAAAUUGCCGCGACGGAGCAGGCCGAUCAGGAGUAACGUUAGUAGCCGAUUUGUUAUUGUAUACGCUCGAUCAUAACCAAGAUUUGGAUAUUCCUAGAGUAAUAGCGCAGCUAAGGCAGCAAAGAGACAAUUUAAUUCCUUCUUUAGCCCAAUACAAAUUUAUUUACGCUUUACUGAUAAAUUAUUUGAAAAGAACGAGAUUAAUUUAGAUUUUGAAAACUUUUAUGGGGUUAGCAUGUAUCAUAUUAAUUGUAUUUUAUUAAAUUCUUCAAUCUAAUUCGUAUAAUGUUAGAUUACGAAUAAAUUUUAUAGAAAACUUAU
Messenger RNA from Condylostylus longicornis, 4384 nucleotides. RefSeq names its product tyrosine-protein phosphatase non-receptor type 14 (gene Pez). Gene Ontology annotation, cellular component: cytoskeleton. Lineage: Eukaryota; Metazoa; Arthropoda; Insecta; Diptera; Dolichopodidae. Gene Ontology annotation, biological process: protein dephosphorylation. The record is from RefSeq and is a predicted model, not a curated record. The transcript has 9 exons. Gene Ontology annotation, molecular function: protein tyrosine phosphatase activity. Bases 379 to 4272 code for a protein of 1297 amino acids.